AUGGAUUAUUUUAACACUGUACUCCCCGCGGACUCCGUUGAAUUUUGCCCUCACACACUCGCAACCACCGUCUUUGUCUGUGGGACAUACAAACUCGAACAGCCUACGCCUGUAUCUCAGUCGAGCGAAGAGAACACCGCACCGGCGGCACCGCAAAAACGAGUGGGGAAAUGUCUUGUUUUCCAGGUCAAUGACGACAAGAAGAGCUUAAUGUGCAGGUGUCAUACUUCUGCUUCCCGAUCCCCACUACUCGCAAUAGCUGAUUCAGAAGGCCAUUUAACACUGAGUGAAUGGGACAUCAAUCAGGGGCAUUUGAACAACAUUGCCAAUAUCGCUUGUGCAACGUCGGAUGUACUUUGUUUGUCCCUCGACUGGUCGAAUCGCAGAUCACAUGUGGAUACGAUCGGCUCUGUGGUCGUCUCUCUAUCUAAUGGAAAGCUAGCAUUGCUGAAGCCAGAGAAUGCGACGGGGCUAUCAGUAACAGACACUUGGAUUGCCCAUGAAUAUGAGCCGUGGGUCGCAGCUUGGAACUACUGGGAUACUAAUGUUAUCUAUUCUGGAGGGGAUGACUUGAGAAUGAAGGCAUGGGAUAUUCGUCAAGGCUUUAAUCGCCCAUUCUCUAUCAACAAGCACAGGUUUAACGCAGGAAUAACAUCUAUACAAAGCCAUCCACAUGUUGAACACGUUGUCGCCGUCGGAAGUUAUGAUAACACUGUUCGUAUAUACGACAGCCGCAAAUUGUUAACUCCCCUCGUGCAGGUAGACGUCGGAGGAGGUGCUUGGCGGAUAAAAUGGCAUCCUUCUGUCCGAAGACAGCACGAUCUUCUUGUUGCUUGCAUGCAUAGUGGCUUCAAAGUCGUCAAGCUCGCUGACACGUGGACAAACAUUGGCGAGUUAACGGCCACGCCAGGCGAGAGUUGGGAGAUCAUGCAGAGAUUUGACAAGCAUGAGUCGUUAGCAUACGGCGUGGACUGGUCCCACGCUGAAGAUGUGAAGCACCAAGACAAGGUACAAGAAACGCUCAUUGCAAGCGCAUCGUUUUAUGAUUGUGCGCUGCACCUUUGGAGCGGGUAG
Molecule: messenger RNA, 1074 nt
Organism: Heterobasidion irregulare TC 32-1
Lineage: Eukaryota; Fungi; Basidiomycota; Agaricomycetes; Russulales; Bondarzewiaceae
Exons: 7
Coding region: 1-1074 (357 amino acids)
Molecular function (GO): protein binding
Source: RefSeq, a predicted model, not a curated record